Molecule: messenger RNA, 947 nt
Organism: Neltuma alba
Lineage: Eukaryota; Viridiplantae; Streptophyta; Magnoliopsida; Fabales; Fabaceae
Product: LOB domain-containing protein 16-like
Biological process (GO): hormone-mediated signaling pathway; positive regulation of DNA-templated transcription
Cellular component (GO): nucleus
Source: RefSeq, a predicted model, not a curated record
CUUAGUUCUCACAUCAUCUUCUUGCACCAUUUCCUAGUGUGCUCGUGUGCUUAAACUUUUCUUAAUUCUCUUUCUUUUUUGUUGUUGUUCUUGUUGAAGUUGUGGUGUCUGUAUUAUGGCUUGUUCCGGAAGUAAUAGUGGAAAUGGGAGUGGAGGUUCAGGGUCUCCUUGUGGGGCAUGCAAGUUUCUGAGAAGAAAGUGCGCGGCUGAUUGUAUAUUUGCUCCUUAUUUCUGCUCCGACCAAGGCCCUGCUAGUUUUGCUGCCAUACAUAAGGUGUUUGGAGCUAGUAAUGUCUCCAAACUCCUCUUGAACUUGCCCCAUGAUCGUUGUGAGGCUGUCCUCACUAUUGCUUAUGAAGCUCAGGCUCGUAUCAGAGACCCUGUUUAUGGUUGUGUCUCCCACAUUUUUGCCUUACAACAACAGGUGGCAUGCUUGCAAGCACAGCUGAUGCAAGCCAAGGCACAGUUGGCUCAGAAGAGCACAGAGAAUAAUGAAGACUACUGGGGAAGGAACAAUGCUUAUGGACAAACACUGAAUCCAGUCUAUGGCACUAGUUACAGCAACAUGAACCCUAUAUCUCCUCAGAGUUCUCUUGACUCCGUUGAUUACUCUACAAUUCACGAUGGAUCCAUGUGUUUGCAGCAAGAAGGUUUCUCUUUCCAGCAACCUCGCUCCAAGAAAAGUCCAUCGUAUGAUAGCAACGACUUGAGCGAGCUUCAAGAGCUAGCACUCAGAAUGAUGAGAAACUAGGCUCUAAUAAUCAAUGAGCUAUUCUCUAUUAAUCUGUCUUUGUACGUUAACGUUUUCUUCAAGGGCAUCCGAUCCCUUGAUGUAUAUACUGAGAGUAUUAGUUCCCUUAACUGGUAGGCCUAAACUGGGCAUUUAGGCUUUUUCUGUCCGUGGCUUCCAAUCCAAAACUAAUUAAAUUUUUUGCGCUCUUUAUAGA